This is a messenger RNA of Drosophila miranda, 1977 nucleotides long. RefSeq names its product leucine-rich repeat-containing protein 4B-like. Gene Ontology annotation, molecular function: protein binding. The record is from RefSeq and is a predicted model, not a curated record. The coding region runs from base 305 to 1369 and encodes 354 amino acids. The transcript has 2 exons. NCBI's taxonomy places the organism in Eukaryota, Metazoa, Arthropoda, Insecta, Diptera, Drosophilidae.
UCGAACAAUGUAAAUAACUUCUGUAUUCUAAUAAUGGCUUGGAUGCUUUUAACUAUCGGACUAUGUAUUAUAGUGAUUGCUUCUCUAAGAUAUAGCAACGCCUACAAUGACAAUACAAGAAAAGAAAGAUCAGAUGAUCAAAAUUAUAUGCACACCAUUGACAGUAAAAAGGAAAAUGAAGAAAAUUUUGAAUUAUCAUCACAAGUGAAACGUAUCCAGUACAAGCGCGAUCGGAUGCACGGAAAUAUCUUGUAGAAUUUCCUGUUCAAACAACAAAGAUCUAUACGGAGACAUAUCUGCAGUAAUGAACUCGAGCUCGUGUGAAAUUAUCACAUCAAUAAUUAUCUCCAAUCAAUUCAGAAAUUGUCUUGAAAACAAUUGGAUAUAUAAAGAUGUGGAUGUGUUAGAUAUUAUUAUAAGCAACAGCCACUUGACUGAAAUCAAAAGCGCUUCAUUUAACGUACCUUUAUUUGCGAAGGUGAUUCACAUGUCCUGGGUAAACCUGAAACUCCAAGAAGUCGACAGUGGAGCUUUGCUUGGUUUAUACUCGUUAAAAAAACUGGAGAUAGAUUCGAAACUUCCAACCAUGAGUAGGACAUUUUUACAGCCAGUGCAGACCACGCUAACACAUCUGAAAUUGAAUGUUCAAUUAAUAUUUUACAGUAACUUGACUCUUUUUGAGAAUAUUUAUCUUAAAAGACUAACUUAUUUGGACUUCAGCUCCAAUAGAUUUCUUGGUCCUCUUACCAGGCAAAUAUUCAAUGCCGUGCCUAACACAACUUACCUCUACUUACAGCAUUGUUCGAUAACUGCUAUAGAAGAUAAUGCUUUUAAUGAUAUAGCUCAUAAUUUAAAGAUUGUUAAUUUGGCAAAUAAUAUGAUUUCUACUAUCAGUUCUAUUGUGCUAACUGGAAUUAAUCCUAUAUAUAUUGAGCUUGAGCACAACAAUUGGCUUUGCGAUUGUGAACUUUUGUCCUUGAUACAUUUCGUCUCUAAGCACUCUAGGCUGUUUAUAAAUGUGCCAUAUUGUCGCAUGCCCAACUACUUUUUUGGUAUACUCUUUAACGACCUAGACAGCAGUAAAAUAAAUUGUUCUACAGGUAAUGAACCUAUUACUACUACCCAAAAAACAUAUAUUUCAACUACGACUGCUGAGAAAACAAAUCAAACUACAACAGGCUGGCAAGAUGAACUUUCAACACUAACUACAAUAGGGAGUGGUAAAUACACUGGUUCUUUUACAAAUGAAUAUGCUUACAGUCCUAUACUACAGUUUAGUUGUUCCCAGGCUGUUGAUUUAAAUGAAAGUGUGCGCCUUACUAACCAUUCUCAGAGAGACAUAAACACAAAUAAAGUCGAACCAAAUUAAGCAAACUAUGCCAAUGGCAUUUUUGUUUUUCAACCCCCCACCUAUGACCUCUAUUUAGAGUUAUCAGAUGACCUUAGUCUACAAGUACGAGUUGAUAACUAUAAUGAUGCAGACCAGAUAAACAUUAUUUGGUUUACAGAACUGUUCGAUAGCAAUAAAGAUGUAUUUGCUGUAGAUUACUCAUACAACUGUAUGCAAUAUUCUGGCCCGUUUUUAACCAUUGCUUCACUUCAUGAAAAUCAUACAUAUACUUUUUGUAUGAUGCCGACAGAUAACGUAGUUAUUUCCCCGCUCUUUUGUCAACCACUCUAUGUACCUAUGGUUGGAGAGAAAACUCAUAAUGCGACGGAUUCUAUUCAAAACACUAGCAAUAAUAAGCAGUUUUCGGUCGCCAUGCUGGUCUUAAUUCUUUUUGUUUCCACAAUUUUUGGAGCAAUAAUUGCAUAUCUUGGUAUCAAAGCCUACCCGGAUCUUUUAGAGGGCUCAAAGAACGUAUUAAUAAUUAAAAAGUUGGAUAAAACAUGCUAUAUAUCAACAAUAACAGAAUCCGAAUACACAAUAGAUGAAACAAAAAAGAAAAUACUUUGGUGCAAAAAUUUUCAAUGAUA